CGCGGGUGGCUCCCAAUUUUCCAUCCAUUUUAUCUUCACAUCUCUCCAUUCUCCUCUCAUUCUCCACACGAUCUUUUCCCUCCCUCUUUGAAACACCUUCAACUACAUGCUGUUCGUAACCCCUUGUUCUAUCUCUUCCAAGUUUCAAUAGCAUGUCUCUUCAGUCUCUGGCUCAUGUUAAUGGCUACUAUCAUAAACCCACUUCUGUUUUUGCCACCAAAAGAGACUUAUUGUUUCUAGAUUUUGUGGGUUUGGGCGUUAAACGAAGUAAUCGGAGAUUACUGGGAACUGGUGUUAGUGUCAAGAGUGUUGGUGGUUUCUCGAAGAAAAGGAACUGGUCGUACUCGAUCAAAUCGGUUCUUGAUUUUGAUCACGUUGACUCCCAACAAUCCUCUCAUGUUAAACAGAAGGUUGCGAAGUUGGAAGACAUAUUGGCAGAAAGAGGGGCAUGUGGAGUUGGCUUUAUUGCCAAUUUAGACAACAAGGGUUCUCAUCAGAUAGUUGAGGAUGCACUUACAGCUCUAGGCUGCAUGGAACAUCGGGGCGGUUGUGGGGCGGAUAAUGAUUCUGGUGAUGGUUCAGGGUUGAUGACUUCAAUUCCAUGGGAAUUUUUUAAUGAUUGGGCUGAAAAACAAGGGAUUGCUUCCUUUGAUAAAUUGCAUACAGGGGUUGGAAUGGUUUUCCUUCCGAAGGAUGAAGAGCUUAUGGAACAGGCCAAAUCUGUUAUUGUUAAUAUCUUCAAUCAAGAGGGUCUUGAGGUGCUUGCGUGGAGGUCUGUUCCCGUAAAUACUUCUAUAGUUGGUUACUAUGCCAGAGAAACCAUGCCCAACAUACAGCAAGUUUUCGUUAGAAUCAUCAAGGAAGAUGACGCUGAUGAUAUUGAGAGAGAACUAUAUAUAUGUCGUAAACUGAUUGAAAGAGCAGCUAGUUCGGAAACUUGGGGAACUGAACUUUAUUUCUGUUCAUUGUCAAAUCAAACCAUAGUCUAUAAAGGAAUGCUUCGCUCAGAGGUUCUUGGAAAAUUUUACUAUGAUCUCCAGGACGAUGUUUAUAAGUCCCCUUUUGCCAUUUACCACCGGAGGUACAGCACAAAUACGAGUCCUAGGUGGCCACUUGCUCAACCAAUGAGGCUUUUGGGUCACAAUGGAGAGAUCAAUACCAUACAGGGAAACUUAAACUGGAUGCAAUCUCGAGAAAACUCGAUGCAGUCACCUGUUUGGCGUGGUCGUGAAAAUGAAAUUCGGCCUUUUGGAAAUUCCAAGGCCUCCGACUCUGCGAAUCUUGACAGUGCAGCAGAAUUGUUUAUACGAAGUGGCCGUACUCCUGAGGAAGCUAUGAUGAUUCUUGUCCCUGAGGCAUACAAGAAUCAUCCAACCUUGUCAAUCAAAUAUCCCGAGGUUAUUGAUUUCUACAACUAUUACAAGGGUCAAAUGGAGGCUUGGGAUGGACCUGCUUUACUUCUUUUCAGCGAUGGGAAGACAGUUGGAGCUUGUCUUGAUCGUAAUGGACUUCGGCCUGCUAGAUAUUGGCGGACUUCAGACAAUGUUGUCUAUGUUGCAUCCGAGGUCGGAGUUCUACCAAUUGAUGAUUCAAAAGUUACAAUGAAAGGCCGUCUAGGUCCAGGGAUGAUGAUAACUGUUGAUCUUGUUGGUGGUCAGGUUUAUGAGAAUACCGAGGUUAAGAAAAGAGUUGCUUUAUCAAGUCCUUAUGGAAAGUGGCUGGCUGAAAAGAUGCGAGCAUUGGAGCCUGCAAGUUAUCUCUCAUCCCCAACUAUGGAGAACGAAACAACAUUACGUUACCAACAGGCCUAUGGUUACUCCAGUGAGGAUGUCCAAAUGAUUAUUGAGACCAUGGCUUCAGAAGGGAAGGAACCUACAUUUUGCAUGGGAGAUGAUAUUCCUUUGGCUGUAUUAUCUCAGAAGUCACAUAUGCUUUAUGAUUAUUUCAAACAACGGUUUGCUCAGGUCACAAAUCCUGCGAUUGAUCCACUUAGAGAAGGAUUGGUGAUGUCUCUUGAAGUCAAUCUCGGUAAGCGUGGGAACAUAUUAGAGGCUGGACCUGAGAAUGCUUCUCAGGUGACCUUGUCCAGCCCUGUACUUAAUGAAAACGAGCUCGAAGCAUUAUUUAAGGAUCCACAUUUGAAACCGCAAAUUAUACCAACAUUUUUUGACAUACGGAAGGGGCUUGAUGGUUCCUUGGAGAAGACAUUGGCUAAGCUCUGUGAAGCAGCUGAUGAAGCUGUUAGAAAUGGUUGCCAGCUACUUGUUCUCUCUGACAGAUCUGAUGAACUAGAACCCACUCGUCCUGCUGUUCCGAUACUUCUUGCUGUAGGUGCCGUCCACCAGCAUUUGAUACAGAAUGGACUGCGGAUGUCUGCUUCAAUUGUUGCCGACACUGCUCAAUGCUUCAGUACACAUCACUUUGCUUGUUUGAUUGGAUAUGGUGCAAGUGCUGUCUGUCCUUACUUGGCAUUGGAGACAUGUCGACAAUGGCGCUUGAGCAAGAAAACAUUAAACCUUAUGCGAAAUGGGAAGAUGCAAAUGGUUUCAAUCGAAAAGGGUCAAAAUAACUUCCGCAAGGCGGUUAAUGCUGGUCUAAUGAAGAUUUUAUCCAAAAUGGGAAUAUCAUUGCUGUCAAGUUAUUGUGGUGCACAGAUAUUUGAGAUUUAUGGAUUGGGAAAAGAGGUGGUUGAUCUUGCAUUUACUGGGAGUGUCUCAAAAAUUGGUGGAUUGACAUUUGAUGAGCUUGCAAGGGAGAGUUUGUCAUUUUGGGUGAAGGCUUUCUCUGAGGAUACGGCUAAAAGACUUGAAAACUUUGGAUUUAUACAAAUGAGACCAGGAGGGGAAUAUCAUGGGAACAACCCUGAGAUGUCAAAACUGCUUCAUAAAGCUGUUCGUGAAAAGCGUGAGAGUGCAUAUUCAGUUUACCAACAGCAUUUGGCCAACCGACCUGUCAAUGUACUUCGGGAUCUGUUUGAAUUUAAGAGUGAGCGUUCCCCGAUUCCAGUGGGAAAGGUGGAAUCUGCUGCAUCUAUUGUUGAGCGUUUCUGUACUGGUGGUAUGUCUCUAGGGGCUAUUUCCAGGGAAACCCAUGAAGCAAUUGCCAUUGCAAUGAAUAGGAUAGGAGGGAAGUCUAAUUCUGGAGAAGGUGGUGAGGACCCCAUUCGCUGGACCCCACUUUCUGACGUUGUUGAUGGAUACUCUCCCACACUGCCACAUCUUAAAGGUCUUCAAAACGGUGAUACUGCUACAAGUGCCAUCAAGCAGGUUGCAUCAGGGCGUUUUGGUGUCACACCAACAUUUUUGGUGAAUGCUGAUCAGAUAGAAAUCAAGAUUGCUCAAGGUGCAAAACCAGGUGAAGGUGGUCAAUUGCCAGGGAAGAAAGUCAGUGCAUAUAUUGCAAGAUUGAGAAAUUCAAAACCUGGAGUCCCUCUUAUUUCUCCACCUCCACACCAUGACAUUUACUCUAUUGAGGAUCUUGCGCAGUUAAUCUUUGACCUUCAUCAGAUCAACCCCAAGGCUAAGGUAUCUGUCAAGCUCGUGGCUGAAGCUGGAAUUGGCACGGUGGCUUCUGGAGUUGCAAAGGGUAAUGCUGACGUCAUACAGAUAUCAGGGCAUGACGGUGGAACUGGAGCCAGUCCCAUAAGUUCAAUUAAGCAUGCUGGUGGUCCUUGGGAACUUGGAGUCACCGAGACACACCAGACUCUCAUUGCAAAUGGUCUUAGAGAAAGGGUGAUUCUUAGAGUCGAUGGUGGCUUUAAAAGUGGAGUUGAUGUCCUUAUGGCUGCUGCAAUGGGUGCUGAUGAGUAUGGAUUUGGAUCAAUUGCUAUGAUUGCUACUGGAUGUGUCAUGGCUCGUAUUUGCCACACAAAUAACUGUCCAGUUGGUGUUGCCAGUCAGCGAGAAGAACUACGAGCUCGUUUUCCUGGUGUCCCCGGUGACCUUGUGAACUACUUUUUGUAUGUUGCUGAAGAGGUUAGAAGCACGUUGGCUCAGCUGGGGUACGAAAAGCUUGACGACAUUAUUGGACACACAGAGCUAUUAAGACCUCGAGAUAUUUCAUUAGUGAAAACUCAGCAUCUCGAUCUUAGCUAUCUUCUUUCUAAUGUUGGUUUCCCAAAAUGGAGCAGCAGUACUAUUCGGAAGCAGGAGGUUCAUAGUAACGGUCCUGUUCUGGAUGACAUUUUGCUUUCUGACGCAGAGAUAUCAGAUGCGAUUGAAAAUGAAAAGGUGGUGAAUAAAACCUUCAAGAUUUUCAAUGUAGAUCGUGCUGUUUGUGGCCGUGUAGCGGGUGCUGUUGCAAAGAAGUAUGGAGAUACUGGUUUUGCUGGGCAACUGAACAUCACGUUUGAAGGGAGCGCUGGACAAUCAUUUGCUUGUUUCCUUACACCUGGAAUGAACAUACGACUAGUAGGAGAAGCCAAUGACUACGUGGGAAAGGGUAUGGCUGGUGGUGAAUUGGUUGUGACCCCCGUUGAAAAGACUGGGUUUAUCCCGGAGGAAGCUGCCAUUGUUGGGAACACGUGCUUAUAUGGAGCAACUGGAGGUCAACUUUUUGUUAGAGGCAAGACCGGGGAGCGUUUCGCUGUCAGAAACUCUCUUGCUCAAGCAGUGGUGGAAGGCACCGGAGAUCAUUGUUGCGAGUACAUGACAGGAGGUUGUGUCAUCGUCCUCGGGAAAGUCGGUAGAAAUGUGGCAGCUGGUAUGACUGGUGGUUUGGCGUAUAUUCUUGAUGAUGAUGAUACUCUCAUUCCAAAGAUAAAUAAAGAAAUUGUGAAGAUCCAAAGAGUAGUUGCACCCGUGGGGCAGAUGCAGCUCAAGAGCCUUAUAGAAGCACAUGUUGAAAAAACUGGGAGCACCAAAGGCGCUGCUAUCUUGAAAGAAUGGGACAAGUAUUUGCCUCUCUUUUGGCAGCUGGUUCCACCAAGUGAGGAAGACACGCCCGAGGCUUGUGCUGAGUACGAGCAAACCACCACAGGCCAGGUGACUGUGCAGUCUGCAUAACACGCCAACUUUUCUACUCCCUUGAAGCCAUUGUUAUGAUACCAAAAAACAGAUUCUUUCUGCUCAUUGGAAAGUAAAUUCAGUCGACUAGAUGCCACAAGCUUCACUUUGAGAAGAAGAUCAAGAAGGAAGAAGUCAUGGUUCGGUCUGGUCUGGUCUUUUUGGUUGAAAAAAACAUACCCUCUUAAGGUGAGAAUGUAUAGGCCAUAGAGAUGGUGCAGGAAGUGUAAAUGCUUAGGGUACCAUAUCUGAAUAAAUGUACUUUUUCUGCAUGGACAGGAACACCAUAAUCCUUAUUUGGUACCAUCUCUCCUUUAACCA
Molecule: messenger RNA, 5324 nt
Organism: Cynara cardunculus var. scolymus (artichoke)
Lineage: Eukaryota; Viridiplantae; Streptophyta; Magnoliopsida; Asterales; Asteraceae
Product: ferredoxin-dependent glutamate synthase, chloroplastic
Exons: 33
Coding region: 153-5003 (1616 amino acids)
Biological process (GO): ammonia assimilation cycle
Molecular function (GO): glutamate synthase (NADH) activity
Source: RefSeq, a predicted model, not a curated record